Castor canadensis (American beaver) is the source of this 1229-nucleotide messenger RNA. It is a transcript of the gene Nr2e3, whose product is annotated as nuclear receptor subfamily 2 group E member 3. NCBI's taxonomy places the organism in Eukaryota, Metazoa, Chordata, Mammalia, Rodentia, Castoridae. The record is from RefSeq and is a predicted model, not a curated record. Gene Ontology annotation, molecular function: sequence-specific DNA binding; zinc ion binding; DNA-binding transcription factor activity. Gene Ontology annotation, biological process: regulation of DNA-templated transcription.
CUGCCCUGUGACCGUGCAGGGCCAGGCCAACAGCUCUAAUGAGUUCCACCAUGGCUGCAGCAGCGCCUGCACCUGUGACCGCAUCCAGGAAGGAAUCUCCAAGCAGGUGGGGUCUGGGGGAGGAUCCAACAGGCGUGGGCCCCCUGCUCCAGUGUCGCGUGUGUGGGGACAGCAGCAGCGGGAAACACUAUGGUAUCUACGCCUGCAACGGCUGCAGCGGCUUCUUCAAGAGGAGUGUGAGACGGAGACUCAUCUACAGGUGUCAGGUGGGGGCAGGGAUGUGCCCAGUGGACAAGGCCCAUCGCAACCAGUGCCAGGCCUGCCGGUUAAAGAAAUGCCUGCAGGCAGGCAUGAACCAGGAUGCCGUGCAGAACGAGCGCCAACCCCGAAGCACAGCCCAGGUCCACCUGGACAGCAUGGAGUCCAGCAGUGAGUCCCGACCUGAGCCCCUGGUGGCCUCCUCGACCCUGGCAGGGCCCAGCCCACUGAGCACCACGCCUGUGUCUGCAGCCAGGGCCCUAGGCCACCACUUCAUGGCCAGCCUCAUAUCAGCCGAAACCUGUGCUAAGCUGGAGCCAGAGGACGCCGAUAAGAAUAUUGAUGUGACCAGCAAUGACCCUGAGUGCCCCUCGUCCCCCUGUGGCCUGGACAGCAUCCAUGAGACAUCAGCCCGCCUGCUCUUUAUGGCUGUCAAGUGGGCCAAAAACCUGCCUGUGUUCUCCAACCUGCCCUUCCGAGAUCAGGUGAUCCUGCUAGAAGAAGCAUGGAGUGAGUUGUUCCUCCUCGGAGCCAUACAGUGGUCUCUACCUCUGGACAACUGCCCAUUGCUGGCCCCGCCUGAGACCUCUGGCGCCAGCAGCUCUCAGGGCCGCCUGGCACUGGCCAGUGCAGAGAUACGCUUCCUGCAGGAAACCAUCGCCCGGUUCCGGGCACUGGCCGUGGACCCCACGGAGUUCGCCUGCAUGAAGGCCCUGAUCCUCUUCAAACCAGAGAUGCGGGGACUGAAGGAUCCAGAGCACGUGGAGGCUCUUCAGGACCAGUCCCAAGUAAUGCUAAGCCAGCACGGCCAGGCCCACCACCCCGGCCAGCCUGUGAGGUUUGGGAAGCUGCUCCUCCUGCUCCCGUCUCUGAGGUCUAUGUCGCCGGAGCGCAUCGAGCUCCUCUUCUUCCGCAAGACCAUAGGGAACGCGCCCAUGGAGAAACUCCUCUGUGACAUGUUCAAGAACUAG